Molecule: messenger RNA, 1800 nt
Organism: Eremothecium gossypii ATCC 10895
Lineage: Eukaryota; Fungi; Ascomycota; Saccharomycetes; Saccharomycetales; Saccharomycetaceae
Gene: AVT1
Product: Avt1p
Exons: 1
Coding region: 1-1800 (599 amino acids)
Biological process (GO): amino acid transmembrane transport
Cellular component (GO): vacuolar membrane
Molecular function (GO): amino acid transmembrane transporter activity
Source: RefSeq, marked provisional
AUGCCGAGCGCGGGGGAACUAGAGCAGCAGCCGCUGCGGGGGUCGCCGUCCUCGAACGUGCAGUACAUCUCGAUCCCCAUAGAGCGGCAGAGCUCUGUGACGGCGGAGGCGGGGGGGCACGCGGCGGCGGGCACGCCCGGCGCGCACCGCGGGUCGUUUCUGGACCAGCCGCUGGGGUCGUUCCGGGGCGUGAACUCGCUGGGGCGGUUUGCGUCGUCGUUCCACCGGUCGAACUCCUUCAAGGCGAUCGAGCUGAACGCGGGUAAGGAGCGGGCGUUCCUCAAGGACGGCUACGACGAGCUAUACGACCCGGACACGCUGGGCCCGUCGCUGGACGGGCGGCGGCUCUCGAUCGCGAUCAACGCGCCGGGCACGGUGUCGGUGCGGCCGCCGGCGAGCGACUUCUACGGGAGCGUGGGCGGGGGCGGGUGGCGCGACAGCACGGCGGUGGUGGACGAGGACGAGCAGUCGACGCGGCUGAUGCGCGUGCUGUCGAACCAGUCCCUGACGUUCGUGGACGUGAACAACGCGGCGGGGCCGGACGCGGACUCGAUCAUGCUGAAGCGCGUGGAGACCAAGACGGGCAAGGUGGUGACCGUCCUGGCCGGCCAGUCCACGGCGCCACAGACCAUCUUCAACUCGGUGAACGUGCUGAUCGGCAUCGGUCUGCUGGCGCUGCCGCUGGGGCUGCGCUACGCCGGGUGGGCGCUGGGCAUCCCGAUGUUGCUGGUGUUCGCCGCGGGCACGUUCUGCUCUGCGGAGUUGCUGUCGCGGUGCAUCGACGCGGACCCCAGCAUGAUUUCCUAUGGCGACCUGGGGUAUGCCGCGUUCGGCUCGAAGGGUCGCGCGCUGAUCUCGGUGCUGUUCACUCUGGACCUGCUCGGGUGCGGGGUGUCGCUGAUCAUUCUGUUCGGCGACUCGCUCAACGCGCUUUUCCCGCAGUACUCGGUCACGCAGUUCAAGAUCCUGAGCUUCUUUGCUGUGACGCCCCAGGUGUUUCUGCCCCUGAGCGUACUGUCGAACUUCUCGCUUCUCGGGAUCACCGCAACCCUGGGCACGGUGCUGACCAUCCUCUACUGCGGGCUGACCAAGACCCAAAGCCCGGGCUCGCUACUGGACCCCGCCCCCACGCGCGUGUGGCCCGCGUCCUUUCUGGAGUUCUGUCUUUCCAUCGGCAUCCUCAGCGCCUGCUGGGGCGGCCACGCGGUGUUUCCGAACCUCAAGAGCGACAUGCGCCAUCCGUCCAAGUUCAAGGACUGCCUGAGGACCACCUACGCUAUCACGUCGCUAACAGACAUUGGCACGGCCACCGUGGGCUUCCUCAUGUUCGGCGUCGCGGUCAAGGACGAGGUCACGAGGUCCGUCAUGUUGUCUGAUGGCUACCCGCCGUUUGUCUACGUGCUCAUCUCGGCCCUGAUGGCCAUCAUCCCGCUGGCGAAGACGCCGCUGAACGCAAGGCCCAUCAUCUCCAUUCUGGACGUGAUGAUGGGCAUCCGCAACGCAGAGACCGAGCUUGAGGGCCACAAGCUCUUUGUCGCACGUGCCCUCAAGUUGACCAACCGCCUGCUGAUCAACGUCAUGUUCGUUAUCAUAGCCAUUCUUUUCCCCGAGUUCGACAAGCUUAUCGCGUUUUUGGGGGCCGGCCUUUGCUUCAUGAUAUGCCUGAUCCUGCCAUGUCUCUUUUAUCUGAGGAUAUGCAAAGAUAGGGUCACUCCUAGGGAGCGCAUGGCCUGCUACGCUACAAUUGCCGUUAGUGCCGUGCUCUCCGUACUCGGCGUGGGUGCAGCAAUCCUCUCCUGA